AUGUCCAUGGCUGUUCACCAUAGUACAGGCACACACACAUGGACCAGUACACGACCUAUUCCGUUAGAAGAGUGGCUUAAUCGCAGCGAAUACACCGAACAUUGGUUAGAUAAACUAGCCAAGCAAUUAAACUCAGCUGAGAGUUUCGAUGCAACCAGUGGCGAAUUUUACAUUGAACUGUUGUUUUUUAAGAACCGUCAGCGUGCAAGUGGGCGUAAAGGAAAAAAUCCUGGCAGUAUGUCUUAUGAAGACAUGCUCAAAAAGAAGAAAUGCCUUAUCACAAUUAAGAAUAAAGAUGAGCUUUGCACCUCGUGGGCCCUCGUCACCAUGCAAGCCCUUGCUGAUGGAAAUCCACAAUAUGAGACCAUCAAAAGAAGUAGCGGUCAGGAACGCUAUCUCGCACAUAAACUUUGUCAAGAAGCCGGGGUAGCCGAGGGACCAUGUGGUUUCGAGGAAUUGCAGAAGUUUCAAGAUCAUUUAGGUCCUCAAGAUUAUCAGAUCAUUGUCUUUGAAGGACAACGAGGCAUGUUUGGUUCAAAGACCACACUUACAAUGAUGCACCCAAGAAAAUCUGCCUACUCAAAGUACAAAAUCACUUUCACGGUCUGUGUAGCAUUCCAGCCCUGUUAA
Porites evermanni is the source of this 630-nucleotide messenger RNA. NCBI's taxonomy places the organism in Eukaryota, Metazoa, Cnidaria, Anthozoa, Scleractinia, Poritidae. The record is from the annotation of a GenBank genome assembly.